Symbiodinium necroappetens is the source of this 801-nucleotide messenger RNA. NCBI's taxonomy places the organism in Eukaryota, Dinophyceae, Suessiales, Symbiodiniaceae. The record is from the annotation of a GenBank genome assembly.
AUGCAGGGUCACGUCGAAGUCGCGCGCUUGCUGUUGGAGGCCGGUGCCGACAAGAACUUCCACAACGGCACGACAGCUUUGAUGCUGGCUUCUCUGCAAGGUCAUGUCGAAGCUGCGCAGUUGCUGGUGGAGGCCAAUGCCAACACGGACUUGACUGACAGAAACGGCUUAACUGCUUUGACGAUCGCAUCUGGGCAAGGUUUUGUUGAAGUCGUGCGUGUGCUGUUGGAGGCUGGUGUCGAUAAAGACUUGGCCGCCAACAAUGGUGCCACAGCUUUGACGAUGGCAUCUGAUCAAGGCAAUGUCGAAAUCGUGCACUUGCUGCUGGAGGCUGGUGCGGACAAGAAUCUGGUUAGCAAUGUGGGCCUGACGGCUUUGAUGACGGCAUCUGGGCAAGGCCAUGUCGAAGUCGUGCGCUUGCUGCUGGAGGCCAGUGCCGACAAGAACUUGUCCUCCCGCAACGGCUCGACAGCUUUGAUGCUGGCAUCUCUGCAAGGUCAUGUCGCUCCCGCGCAGUUGCUGGUGGAGGCCAAUGCCAACACAGACUUGACUGACAAACACGGCUUAACUGCUUUGAUGAUUGCAUCUGGGCAAGGUCUUGUUGAAGUCGUGCGUGUGCUGUUGGAGGCUGGUGUCGACAAAGACUUGGCCACCGACAGUGGCUUCACGGCAUUGAUGGCCGCACUUGGGAGCAGCCAAGCAGGAGUCGUCCGCUUGUUGUUGGAUGCUCGUGCCGACACAAACAUGGCCGACAACAACGGCUUCACAGCUUUGUCGAUCGCAUCUGGACAACGUGACUAG